AUGCGCGAGCUCGUGCACAUCCAGGGAGGGCAAUGCGGCAAUCAGAUCGGUGCCAAAUUCUGGGAAGUCAUCGCCGACGAGCACGGGAUUGACCCCACAGGCACCUAUCACGGCGACUCCGAUCUUCAGCUGGAGAGGAUCAAUGUUUACUUCAACGAGGCCACCGGUGGCCGCUACGUUCCCCGCGCAGUCUUGAUGGAUCUGGAGCCUGGUACCAUGGACAGCGUGCGUGCUGGCCCGUUUGGGCAACUGUUUCGUCCGGACAACUUUGUCUUUGGCCAGACAGGUGCUGGCAAUAACUGGGCUAAAGGACAUUACACAGAAGGUGCGGAGUUAAUCGACAGCGUGUUGGAUGUGGUGAGAAAGGAAGCAGAGGGCUGUGACUGCCUGCAAGGCUUUCAACUCUGCCACUCGCUCGGCGGAGGCACGGGAGCCGGAAUGGGCACACUGCUGGUGUCAAAGGUGCGUGAGGAGUACCCAGACCGCAUUAUGGAAACGUUCUCGGUGAUUCCGAGCCCCAAAGUUUCGGACACCGUCGUGGAGCCGUACAACGCUGUGCUGAGCUUCCACCAGCUCGUCGAGAAUUCCGACGAAUCUUUCCUGCUGGACAAUGAGGCUCUGUAUGACAUCUGUUUCAGAACACUCAAGCUGACGACGCCAACUUAUGGAGACCUCAACCAUCUGGUGUCUGCAGCAAUGAGUGGCGUCACCUGUUGCCUGCGCUUCCCCGGGCAGUUGAAUUGCGACUUGCGCAAGAUUGCCGUGAACCUGGUGCCAUUCCCGCGACUGCACUUCUUCAUGACAGGCUUCGCACCCCUGACAUCCCGUGGGUCGCAGCAGUACCGGGCUCUCACAGUUCCUGAGCUGACGCAGACGCUUUGGCAUGCAUAG
This is a messenger RNA of Symbiodinium sp. CCMP2592, 891 nucleotides long. NCBI's taxonomy places the organism in Eukaryota, Dinophyceae, Suessiales, Symbiodiniaceae. The record is from the annotation of a GenBank genome assembly.